Molecule: messenger RNA, 2037 nt
Organism: Cuscuta europaea
Lineage: Eukaryota; Viridiplantae; Streptophyta; Magnoliopsida; Solanales; Convolvulaceae
Source: the annotation of a GenBank genome assembly
UGUUUAGGAGGAUGUCAAACCUAGCCAAACAAAUUCAACAGAGCAGCGACGGGGGACGACCAAUGACCAGGGAGGUUUGAGGGAGUUUCCGAUAGACACUAUCUGCGCUGAUUUCAGGGCAUGCCUUCAUGCGAUUUCCAUCCAGUGAAAUAUCCAUCAACACCAAUUUCAAGAUGGAGACCUGACUGCAGAGCAGAACAUACGGAUGCGAGCAGGUUAGGGUUCCAUUCGAGUGGUGGCCGGACUACAUCUCAAUGCUUGGAUGAUCGGUGGAGAAGCAGCAAGUCCUCUCGACGACGUAGCUAUUGGUGGAGCGGCGGCAAUGAGCUCUGACAGAGAGGUCGUUUCUCUGGUCGUGGGUCCUUUAGAUGCUACUCUUGCCAGCAGAGACAACACCAAAUUGCAGGUACUUCAGAGGCCAAGUGCAGCAAUUGCGGCAAUUAUUCUGGUGCUUCCGUGGCCAAUUGGACCGACAUCAAAUCGUAGGGAUCACCGUUGUCGAGGCAAACAGCAGCGGAUGCUCGAGUGGAGGCAUAUCAAUGGCGAAGGGCACAUUCAGAUCGAUUUAAGGAAGCGUUAACAGAGCAAUAUGGAACUAUAAGAAUUGAAAGCAAAAUUUUUAUAUUUCAGGUGGAGUCCUCACUUUUACGAAUUAGUCAAUUCAACGACAAACAAAAUUGCUCUAUUUCAUUAGAUGGGGAUGGGGUUCAAUGGCUUAUGUCAAAUUCAAUCUGAAAUCUCUUGGACUUUCACUAGAUUCUUGCUGUUGUUGCGGAAAGACUAAAAAGUUGAAGAAUUUGUAAGGCUGAUGGCUUGCUGCGCCUUCGGUGAAGUUGUGCUAGCUCUCGUGAGGCCCGUGAGUAGCAGGUUUACUUUUAAUCUUUUAUUUUGUACACUAUACAUGCCUAUACUUCAAUAAUUGUAUGUCUAAUUUCAAAUUUCAGAUUUAUAUUCUUAAGCAUGUUAAGAUUAGUAAAUUGCUAUAUAGCUUUGCCGUGUAUGUGACAUUGCAUUUAUGAAGUAGGGUACUAAACAUACAUAGCAUAUCGUAUACUCGGUACAUAGUUAUUAGUAUAAAAGUAUAAAUUAAGGAUAAAAAGACAUUUAAAUGAAUAGAUUUAGAAACUAUUGGACUAAAAUAGUAGUGAACACUAGUUUUCAAUGGUAUACUACCUUAUUUAGUUAGCAUUGAUUUUACCAUUACAACACUUUUAGUAGAGAAAAAUUUCUCUUCUACGAAAAAAUUAUGAAGACAGAUAGAUUUGCGAAAUAGGAUGAAAGAUGAACGGAUGAAUGAAGCAGUCUGUAACUAUCGAAAAUGAUUUAUAUGCUUGAUUAUAUAUAUUAAGAAGAGAUUUUUACAACCAUCUAAAGUAAAACAACUUUGAGAUUAUAUAAUAUAGAUUUUAUAACACGCUCAAUUGAGACAAUAUCAUCUUUUUUCUAUUUUUAUUAUUAAUCUAUUAGCUUUAAGGUUUCAUAUUGAUGGGGUUAUGGGACUAGGCCCAGAGCCUAAUCGGCCCAGGCCCUGAACUUGGACCAGCAGGUCCAAGCCCAGUAACCCAGAGCUCGAGUCGGCCCAACCAAUCAGGGCAAUGAAGGAGCGGAAGCCCAAGAGAGCCUGUCGACCAGCCCAGCGGGGAGCCUGCCUUCCAGCUUAGCCAGGAGCCUGCCGACCACCAGCCCAGUUGGGAGUCUGCGGUCCAACCCAGGUGGGAGCCUGCCUCCGGCCCAACGGGGAGCCUGCCUUCCAGCCUACCCGGGAGCCUGCCUCCAGCCCGGUCAGAAACCUUCCUCCAGCCUAGCGGGAAGCCCACUGUCCAGUCUAGCAGGAGGGAGCUCAAGCGUCCAGCCUGCCAGCCAGACUGACCUGCCAGCCAGGAAGAGUAACGGCCAACAAUCAAUGCGCUAUUAAUUAUGUGUUUAAUUCUGUAUUAAUGUUGUAAUUAAUUAGUCAUUAGUGUCUCUGGCAGUUACCAUUUGUAAUCGCCUAUAAAAGGCAAGUCCGAAUUUCAAAUGAGAUAUGCUAUUUCUGGC